AUGGCCAAAUCCAGUGGAGGAUUUAAAGGACUUCCUGAUGACAGUGAUCAGUCUGACGCGGAGUUCCAGCCGCUGUUUGAUGAUACUGAUGAUUUAGAUCAAAGAACAGCACAAGAAGCAAAAGGAUGGAAUCUAUUUCGAGAGGUGCCGGUGAAGAAGGAAAGUGGUUCAAUGGUAUCCACUGUUUGGAUCGAUAACAGCGUGAAACUUCUUAAAGUUUUUGCAUACAUCUUUAUUUUUGCCAGUGUUCUUGGCGGUUCUGUUAUUGCAAAAGGCUUGGUACUUUUUACAAGUUCACAGCUAAAAAAAGGACGACAUAUCACCCACUGCAACAGAGCUUUAGCUUUGGAUCAACAGUUUAUAACAAUUCAUCCUCUAGACGAGCGUAUAGCGUGGUUGUGGGCAAUGCUCCUUUUUUUUGGUAUUCCCGAGUUAGGCUUGUUCCUAAGGAGUGCUAGGAUUUGUUUCUUUAAAACAAUCGUAAAACCAUGUCGUCCACACUUUUUAAUGGCUUUGCUCAUUGAGACCUUAAGCACUAUUGGAUUAGCUAUACUAUUAUUGAUAGUGUUGCCAGAACUGGAUGUCGUAAAAGGAGCUAUGUUAAUGAACGCUGUAUGCAUAGUACCAGCUGUAUUAAAUGCAUUCAGUAGAGACCAGAAUCAACCUCGAUAUCCUAUAAUGCUAGUGAUUGAUGUUUUGGCAAUAUCUGCUCAAGCCACCGCCUUUGUGGUAUGGCCUCUUCUUGAUGGCAGCCCAGUUCUGUGGUGUAUUUCAGUUGCAUGUAUAUUUAUUUCCUUAGGCUGGUGGGAAAAUUUUGUUUCUUAUUGGGGAAGACACAAUUCAGCUGCUAUGAUGUAUUUGUACGAAUUACGCGAUGGUAUUAAAAAAUCACGCUAUUACACCCAAAUGUUUUUAACCCUUUGGAAAAUCUUCAUUUUUAUGGUCUGCAUACUGAUUUCAUUAUUAGUUCAGGAUGACGAUCCCUUAACGUUUUUCACUCAUGCGACUGAUGCCUUUGGAGUACGAAAUUACACCGUAUACGAAAUUCAAACGAUAUUACAAGAUUUAUAUAAAGGUUCGAUAGAGUAUCAAAUGUCGGGAGGUAGUUUUGAACUAGACGCAAGUUCGAAUGCAUCACUGUGGGUAGUUUUAAUCCAAGCUGUAGCAGCGUAUUAUACCUACAUCUGUGGGAAGUUUGCCUGCAAAAUUCUUAUUCAGAAGUUCAGUUUUACGUUCGCGCUCAAUCUAGUCGGACCCGUUACCGUUAAUCUGCUGAUAUACUUCUGCGGUAUCCAAAAUGCUAAUCCAUGUGCAUUCCGUUCGUUCAUACCUGAAAAUUUGUUCUUCGAAAUACCUCCAGUAUAUUUCUUAAAGGACUACAUAGGACGAGAAAUGACGUGGAUAUGGUUGCUCUGGUUGAUCUCCCAGGCUUGGGUGACGAUGCAUUGCUGGGUGCCACGUUGUGAGCGUCUCGCUGCGACUGAUAAGUUGUUCCAACGGCCUUGGUACUGUGGGCCGUUGAUUGAUCAGUCUCUCUUACUGACCAGAACCAAGGACGAGCAGGAUGUACUUGGCGAUGAAAUGGAUGAUUAUGACGGAGGCAGUAGGACAUCUAUUGGCAGUUCGCAGAUCGUAUCAAAAGAUAUCAAACCAUCGGAUUCCAUAUCAAGGAUCUUCAUCUGCGCAACAAUGUGGCAUGAAACGAAAGAGGAAAUGAUAGAGUUCUUGAAAUCUAUAAUGAGGCUGGAUGAAGACCAAAGCGCACGUCGUGUGGCUCAGAAAUAUCUGGGCAUUGUUGACCCUGAUUAUUACGAACUUGAAGCAAACAUAUUCAUGGAUGACGCAUUUGAAGUAUCUGACCAUAGCUCGGAAGAUUCUCAAGUCAAUCGAUUUGUUAAAUGCCUAGUAGAUGUGAUUGAUGAAGCGGCCUCGGAAGUUCAUUUAGCUAAUAUAAGAUUACGGCCACCCAAAAAAUUCCCGACGCCAUACGGAGGUAGAUUAGAAUGGACUUUGCCUGGAAAAAAUAAGAUGAUAUGCCAUUUGAAAGAUAAAUCUAAGAUUCGUCAUAGAAAAAGAUGGUCGCAGGUGAUGUACAUGUAUUACUUCCUGGGACAUCGCUUGAUGGAUUUGCCUCUAUCAGUGGAUCGUAAGGAAGUUUUAGCGGAAAAUACGUAUUUACUGGCAUUGGAUGGAGAUAUCGACUUCAAACCAUGUGCGGUCUCUCUAUUGAUAGAUCUCAUGAAAAAGGAUCACAAUCUUGGCGCUGCUUGUGGCAGAAUUCAUCCAGUUGGGUCAGGUUUUAUGUCUUGGUACCAAAUUUUUGAAUAUGCAAUUGGUCAUUGGCUGCAAAAGGCGACUGAACAUGUGAUAGGCUGCGUACUUUGUAGUCCCGGAUGCUUCUCUUUGUUCAGAGGAAAAGCUAUCAUGGAUGACAACGUUAUGAGAAAAUAUACAACAACAUCAAGCGAAGCGCGCCAUUAUGUACAAUUCGAUCAAGGCGAGGACCGUUGGCUAUGCACAUUGCUUCUGCAGCGUGGUUAUGGCGUCGGUUAUAGCGCAGCCUCCGAUGCCUAUACACAUUGUCCCGAGCGUUUCGAUGAAUUCUUCAAUCAGCGUCGUCGAUGGGUCCCCUCAACUAUGGCCAAUAUAUUCGAUCUGCUCGCAGACUCCAAGAGAACUGUGGAAGUUAACGACAAUAUAUCAACUCUGUAUAUUCUCUAUCAGAGUAUGUUAAUGGCGAUUACCAUAUUAGGUCCUGGGACAAUCUUUCUCAUGAUGAUUGGAGCUAUGAACGCCAUUACUGGUUUAAGUAACACAAAUGCUCUAUUAGUAAAUCUGGUUCCCGUAUCUAUAUUUUUAAUAGUUUGUAUGACAUGUAAAUCCGAAUUUCAGUUGCAAUUGGCUAAUCUAAUAACAUGUAUGUACGCGAUGAUCAUGUUAAUGGUGAUAGUGGGUAUAGCGCUUCAGAUAGUUGAGGAUGGUUGGUUCGCUCCUUCUAGUAUGUUCUUCGUAUUAACUAUCGCAGUAUUCUUUAUAACAGCAGCUCUGCAUCCCCAAGAGUUCUCGUGUUUGAUGUACAUCCUCAUAUACUAUAUAACUAUACCUAGUAUGUACAUGUUGCUUAUUAUAUAUUCGCUUUGCAACCUUAACAAUGUAACCUGGGGUACUCGUGAGGUUGUUCAGAAGAAAACACUUAAGGAAAUGGAAAUGGAUAAGAAAACAGUGGAAGAGGUGAAAAAGAAAAUUGACACCAACAUUCUGUCUAGAUGGUUUGGUAAAUCCGAAGAGACAUCUGGUUCAUUAGAGUUCAGUAUAGCUGGGCUGUUCAAAUGUUUUCUCUGCACUAACCCUAAGGAUCAUAAGGAAGAUUUGCAUCUGCUGCAAAUAUCACACAACUUGGAAAAAAUUGAAAAGAGAUUGGACUCACUUGGUGCUAGUCAAGAGCCAGAAAAGAUUCCACGUCGUCGCAGUUCUAUGGGUCUUCGUGGUGAUACACUGUCCGCGCUACCGGAGUAUGAAGAUAGUGAAGACUCCACAGAAAUACCGCGGGAGGAAAGAGAUGAUUUAAUCAACCCAUAUUGGAUCGAGGACCCAACAUUGCAAAAAGGAGAAGUAGACUUUCUAACAACAGCUGAAACUGAAUUCUGGAAAGAUUUGAUUGACGUAUAUUUAAGACCUAUCGAUGAAAAUAAAGAAGAAAAGGAACGUAUUGCAACUGAUUUGAAAAAUCUUCGCGACACCAUGGUGUUUGCGUUUUUUAUGAUUAAUGCUUUGUUCGUUCUUCUAAUUUUCCUCUUACAAUUGAGACAGGAUGUGUUGCAUCUCCAGUGGCCAUUUGGUCAGAAGGUUAAAAUUGAGUAUGACAACAAAAAUAAUUUGGUACUGAUAGAACAGGACUUUCUUCUCUUAGAGCCUAUUGGAUCGAUAUUCUUGAUCCUAUUCGGUUCUGUGCUAAUAGUACAAUUCGCUGGCAUGCUGUUCCACAGAUUCGGAACACUGACUCAUUUAUUGUCUACCGUCCAACUAAACUGGUAUUUCACAAAACAGGCUGAUGAAGUGACAGAUGACGCUCAAUUCGAGAGACGAGCUGUAGAAAUAGCCAAGGAUCUUCAGAAAUUAAACGUAGACGAUAUUGAACAGAAAGGUGUAGACAAUAGUGAUGUAAAACGCCGAAAAACGCUACAUAACUUAGAAAAAUCAAGAGAAAAUAAGCACACCGUAAUAAAUUUGGAUGCUAACUUCAAAAGGAGACUCACUAUUUUACAGAAUGCUGAUCCAGACACAGCAUCCCGCCUUCCAUCUCUCGGCGGUAGUCCGUCAUCUCGUCGAGCUACGUUCCGUGCACUAAUGACGCGCCGCGACUCCGUGCUAGCUGAAAAAAGACGAUCCCAGCUUGGCAGAGAGUCUACUGGAUAUAUAUACGAUGAACCCAUGAGCGCGUUGAACAUGUCGUUGUCUGGCCGUCCGUCUGGUGCUUACGUCAACAAAGGUUAUGAACCAGCUCUUGAUAGUGAUGAAGACUUGCCUCCUCGACGAAGCACCGUGCGCUUCAGAGACGCAUACCUGUGA
Danaus chrysippus (African queen) is the source of this 4569-nucleotide messenger RNA. NCBI's taxonomy places the organism in Eukaryota, Metazoa, Arthropoda, Insecta, Lepidoptera, Nymphalidae. The record is from the annotation of a GenBank genome assembly.